CUUUAUUCUGCCAGCUGCUGUCCUUCGUCACUGUCUCUUUUCUACAUGUUUACUGGCGUGUGGCUCUCUGGAUGGCAAAGCCGGUCUUCUGGUAGGCCGGUGCUCCUCUGAUGUAAUGUCGAUGUCCCAAAACAUUGUCAGAAAAAGGAUUGAUGCAUCAGAACCAAAGAUUUGUUCUUUCAUAUUCCACGCAUUUGUGAUUCGGGUACAUCUUGCUAGUGCUGGAUAAUGUAGUUGAGUUGCUAGCCUCACACAGGGAUGACGAGCAGUCUACAGGUGUCAGACAUGUAAUCUUCAGCCCUAACCUCCCACUUUGUCAGUGGAUACUCGCAGCAGAGUCACAUUUCCCCACAGUCUUUAUGGCUGAAUGUGCUGCGAUACGGUUUUGUCUUUGCCCUCCAUCACUGAGCAGCUGACAGUCGAAGCAGCUGGUAGAAGGAGACGGAGUGUAAACUCCUGGAGGAGGGGAUUUGUUCCAUAACAGUCCAGAUCUAGGCCACCGAGUGAAUUCAGAAAUCAAAAGAUCUCACCAGCUGUCCAGGACAUUGCUGCAUGAUUGGUGUUUAACGUCUUCUGCAGAGCUCGCUCUUGAGUGAACCCUUCCUCCCCCUUUGACUCCACCUCUUCAGCGAUGUCAUCACAGGCUACGCCCAUCCAGGGGUCACGACCAGUGACCCCUCCGCUGACCUCAGCAGGAUCCCCACGUUCUCCAGUGUCACCAGAGUCCCUGCAUCCUCCAGCCUGCAGACACAGAGACCGCUCACCUUCUCCCAUGAGAGGCUACCUCAUCCCCAGCCCUCUGCCCACACGCAGAAACAGGACCUGCUCAGCGACGGCUCGUGCUUUAGAGGGUCCGUCAUUCGCUGGCGUGUGUAAAUGUUUUUCCCGCUCCAAAGGCCAUGGCUUCAUCUCACCGUCCGACGGGGGCAGCGACAUCUUUGUCCACAUCUCAGACAUUGAGGGAGAAUACGUGCCGGUGGAGGGUGACGAGGUGAGCUACAAAAUCUGCUCCAUCCCUCCCAAACACGAGAAGGUCCAGGCGGUGGAGGUGGCCAUCACCCACCUCAACCCGGGAACCAAACACGAGACCUGGGCGGGACGCGUCGUCAGCAGCUGAGCACUGACACUCGCAGGGGGCGGGUGGGGUCAAAGAGGCCAAGGCGGGCGGGGAGCGAGACAUCGAAGAAAUUAGGAGGGAUGGAAAGGAUUGUCGUAUUGCAUUAUGGGAUGUGGAGAAUUUAAAAUGAAGGUAGUUAGAGGGCACAGAGGGCAGAGGGAAACCCAGGUAAUGUAGUUUAACACUCAAACACAGCUGGGCUACAAAGGAGACUUUAAAUCAGAGGGAAACAUUAAUGAUCUCAUACUUUACUUGUGUUGAAUAAUUAACUAUACUUUGGAAAAACAUAAAGUCUGUUUGAUUGGUGAAUGAAUAAAUAAUAACGGUGGAAGAGAUGUUUAUCUUAGAAAGACUUUCACAUUGGUUUAUUGCUUAGAAUAUUCAGUGUAGACUUUGCUUGAACUUGUUCUUCAUUUGAUGGGGAAAUUCAUUCCAGCUGCAAUUAUUAAUUUCCUGGAAAACUUGUUUAUGAUGCAUUUGGAAGAGUUUGUACAUUACAAUAGACAUGUUCAGUUCAACUUCACAGUAUUUUGAGAAUAAACAUGGCGUGGUCACAGGACAGCUGAUCUGCAGAGUUAAAGAUCGGUGGCUGUAUGAGCGCUCCAUGUUGCACAGUCCACCACCACAGGUGUAUUUUGCAGGUAUACUGCGUGUGUCUACUUCUACCAACCUAUCAUCUGUAUUGGAUCAUGUGUGGCGGCCUACAUGAGUGAAUUAAAGCCUUUUCAACCGGUACAGCUUA
This is a messenger RNA of Cottoperca gobio, 1859 nucleotides long. It is a transcript of the gene carhsp1, whose product is annotated as calcium regulated heat stable protein 1. Bases 632 to 1117 code for a protein of 161 amino acids. Gene Ontology annotation, molecular function: mRNA 3'-UTR binding. The record is from RefSeq and is a predicted model, not a curated record. Gene Ontology annotation, cellular component: cytoplasm. Gene Ontology annotation, biological process: regulation of mRNA stability. The transcript has 7 exons. NCBI's taxonomy places the organism in Eukaryota, Metazoa, Chordata, Actinopteri, Perciformes, Bovichtidae.